AUGUCGGCCGAUCAAGAGUUUGAAUUCAAAAAAUGGCUCUCCACGAGCUGCCAUCCCCUCAUAGAUGGCAUGGAUACUGCGUACGGCUAUCAGCCGUCGCUGGCUGCAGGCGUCGUCUUCCUCGUUCUCUUUGGUCUCUCGAUGAUUGUUCACACAAUCCAGUUUACCUGGAAAAGAACCUGGUGGUGUGCUGUCUUCAGUAUUGGUUGUCUGACGGAGGUCCUAGGCUGGGCCGGACGUACCUGGUCCUCAGAAUGUCCCUAUAACAUGACAGCCUUCCUGAUGCAAAUCUCCACCCUAAUCAUCGCUCCCACCUUCUUCACAGCAGGCAUCUACGUCCUCCUCGGCCGCUUCAUCCAAAUCCUCGGCCGCGACUCCUCCAUCCUCAGCCCGAAAAUGUACCUCUGGAUCUUCUGCACCUGCGACAUCAUCUCGCUCGUCAUCCAAGCCAUCGGCGGCGGCAUCGCCUCCGCCGAAACAAACAAGGAAGACGGCGACACAGCCCCCGGCACCCACAUUAUGGUCGCCGGUAUCGUCUUCCAACUGUUCUCGAUCACCAUCUUUGUCGCCUGCGCCGCCGAUUUUGUCCGCCGCGUCCUCCGUCGUCGUCUUCUGCAGAACAUGAGCGGAUCCAUCACCCCCCUGUUCGCCGCCAUGGUAUUCUCCGUGCUUUGUAUUUACGUCCGAAGCAUCUACCGUACCAUAGAGUUGUCGCAAGGUUGGACCGGGUAUCUGAUUACCCGGGAGAAGUACUUCAUUGCGCUUGAUGGCGCGAUGAUGGUGGCUUCUGUUGGCGUCUUUAAUAUCUUCCAUCCCGGCUGGUUGAUGCCGAGUACCAAGGCUAUGCAGUAUGACCGGGAGAUUAUGUCUGAGGAUGGUUAUGGCCAUACUACUGAACUUCGGUGA
Aspergillus bombycis is the source of this 906-nucleotide messenger RNA. RefSeq names its product RTA1 domain-containing protein. The coding region runs from base 1 to 906 and encodes 301 amino acids. The transcript has 3 exons. The record is from RefSeq and is a predicted model, not a curated record. Lineage: Eukaryota; Fungi; Ascomycota; Eurotiomycetes; Eurotiales; Aspergillaceae. Gene Ontology annotation, cellular component: fungal-type vacuole; plasma membrane.